AUGACUGUUGACGGCUGCUCGGGGCCACCAUCAACUCAAGGCCAACUUACACCUGCACCAGGCUCGGGACUACCAUCAACUCAAGGCUCAGCCAACUUACACCUGCACCAGUGUCGGGGCUACCAUCAACUCAAGGCCAACUCACACCUGCACCAGGCUCGGGGCUACCAUCAACUCAAGGCCAACUUACACCUGCACCAGUGUCGGAGCUACCAUCAACUCAAGGCCAACUUACACCUGCACCAGGCUCGGGGCUACUAUCAACUCAAGGCCAACUUACACCUGCACCAGGCUCGGGGCUACCAUCAACUCAAGGCCAACUUACACCUGCACCAGGCUCGGGGCUACCAUCAACUCAAGGCCAACUCACACCUGCACCAGGCUCGGGGCAACCAUCAACUCAAGGCCAACUCACACCUGCACCAGUGUCGGAGCUACCAUCAACUCAAGGCCAACUUACACCUGCACCAGUGUCGGGGCUACCAUCAACUCAAGGCCAACUUACACCUGCACCAGGCUCGGGGCUACCAUCAACUCAAGGCCAACUUACACCUGCACCAGUGUCGGGGCUACCAUCAACUCAAGGCCAACUCUACACCUGCACCAGUGUCGGGGCUACCAUCAACUCAAGGCCAACUUACACCUGCACCAGUGUCGGGGCUACCAUCAACUCAAGGCCAACUCACACCUGCACCAGUGUCGGGGCUACCAUCAACUCUAGGCCAACUGAUACCUGCACCAGGCUCAGGGCUACCAUCAACUCAAGGCAAACUCACACCUGCACCAGGCUCAGGGCUACCAUCAACUCAAAGCCAACUCACACCUGCACCAGGCUCGGGGUUACCAUCAACUCAAGGCCAACUCACACCUGCACAAGUGUCGGAGCUACCAUCAACUCAAGGCCAACUCACACCUGCACCAGGCUCGGGGUUACCAUCAACUCAAGGCCAACUCACACCUGCACAAGUGUCGGAGCUACCAUCAACUCAAGGCCAACUCACACCUGCACCAGUGUCGGGACUACCAUCAACUCAAGGCCAACUCACACCUGCACCAGUGUCGGGACUACCAUCAACUCAAGGCCAACUCACACCUGCACCAGGCUCAGGGCUAGUGACAGCCAAAGCUAAUCAACCACGUCCAGCGGUCCAGUACAACUUCAUCAAGGUGGAGCAGCAGGUGACCGUACCUAAAGCCGGGAAUCUGAACAUUGGAGGAACUCAGAACAUUGGCAAAGCCGCCCCAGUCAAGGAGGACGAGGAACCACAUCUAACUACAAUACAGAAACUAAGACAAAGAACCGAAACAAGGAUUCAGACUUGGACAGAAGAUAUGGUGAAAACGGAGGCUCUCAAGAAGGUGACGGAUAAACUCGAUAAAGGUGCCAGUUGGAUAACCAUAAAGGGAAGCCCUGGAGAAGGAAAGUCCACAAUGGCUUACAUGGCUCUCAAAGAUCAGUACAUCAAAGGGAGACAAGUCUACCAGGUGGAGUCACCAACAGAGUUUGCUGAGGUCACUAUGACCUGCUCCAGUCCCCUUGUAAUGCUGGACGACAUAUUGGGAGACUUGGAAUUCAGCGUUGUGGAAUGGUCCAGGUGGAGGCCGGUGCUGCGUCCAAUUCUGGAUCCCGUGGAACACUACAAGGAACACAAGGAUGAAGAGCAAUCUAGGAAGCUGACAAUAAUUCUUGUUGGGCGUGAUUAUGUUCUGCAAUCUUCUGUACCAGACUUAGGAAGACUCGCAACAUUCAUCACCAGCAGCAGCUACGUGAUCGAGGUAUCAUUGGAGAGAAAAGUGGAAGAAAAGAAACAAAUUUGGAAUGCAUUGGCUCAAGGGUUACAUUUUGAUAAGGAAACAGUAGAACAGUGUUGUUAUAUCGACUGUCCGCACGGAUUCCCUCAUGUUUGUAGAAUGUUUCUCAGAGCAUACAGCAACGACAGUCAGAUUUCAAUGAAGGAAUUCUUCAGCAAACCUCUCGAUUUCCUGAACCAGACAAUGAACAAGCUGAUUAACGAUAGCAUAAAGCGUAAGGUGUUCAUGAUGAUGAUCAAAGGUGAUGGGAAAGUGUCAGAAAAUGAGUUAGAUGCUGAUGAGGACCUUGGCUAUGAGUGUUUAACAACUGCAAAUGAUCUGCUUGGGUCGUAUCUCAAAAGAGAGGAGGACACGUACACGUUCGACCACCCUUCCGUCUAUGAUAGUGUUGCUUUUAUUCUCAGUAGAAAACAUACACGAUUUGUUAUCACCAACUGCAGUAUAGCAUUCAUCCACCAAAGACUGCGCUUUGAAACUGCCCAAACAGGCAGUACUGAUGGCGAGACGGGGUUAGUGGCACAUAUUCCCAGACUGUACGUUUCUGAUUUGGCCAAGAGAUUUGCUUUUGAGAUCUUGAACAGGAACUUGGUGCUAGUGCUGUCUCACAGAGUGUGUGGAGAUGCUGAGUUUAUUCAAACUUUCAUGGACACUCUGACAAGGGAUCAUCCAAUAUCUCUGAAUGAUCUCAUCACAUACACUGAUCAGAUAUCAGGGGAUUCUUUCCUGGAAUUACUUCCCAGCAGCAAGUCCUCAAACAUGCUUCGUUAUCUCAUGGAGGAAGGCAACGUUGCUCUCAGCCGAGAACAAACAAGUGAACUUAUGUUUGGUGUCUGCAAGCAUUCUGCUGGAAAUGUCUUGACAUAUCUGACUGAACAUAAGGCAAUAGACAUAAACACUACAUAUGGAACUGUCAGAAAAACACCCUUAAUGAUUGCCGCGGAAACAAAGGACACUGACUUUGUUAUGCAGAUUCUUUCCUAUGGACCUGACCUAUUUACGUCUGACCGCUGGGGGAAGACUGUCUUGCAUUACUUGUGUGAAUACGGCCAUACAGCAGCUGCUGCAGUUGUUACUGAUGGAGAGGUAGAUGUCAAUGUCACAGACACAUUUGGGGAAUCUCCGCUGUACCUGGCAUGCAGAAGUGGCAAAGAGGAGUUGAUAACGCUAAGCUGCAAGACAAGGGAGCUCGUGUGUCUGGGGAUGUCGUGUGCAGUGCAUGUCAAAGUGGAAAAACUGUCUCUAGUACAGAUCCUGUUUGAAAAGGGCGCUUCCAGUCAACACGUUGUCUCUGGGUGGCGACAGCCCUUUCACUCAGCCUGUAAAGCUGGGGAUAAAGAAACUGUGAAGUUUCUAUUUCAGAAAGGAGCAAACAUGGCCAUGGUUUCGUCUAAUGGUGACACGCCUUUCCAUUCUGCAGCUGGCGGGGAAGGCCUGAAUUGUUAG
Molecule: messenger RNA, 3255 nt
Organism: Haliotis rubra (blacklip abalone)
Lineage: Eukaryota; Metazoa; Mollusca; Gastropoda; Lepetellida; Haliotidae
Exons: 4
Coding region: 1-3255 (1084 amino acids)
Molecular function (GO): protein binding
Source: RefSeq, a predicted model, not a curated record